Molecule: messenger RNA, 1921 nt
Organism: Quercus lobata
Lineage: Eukaryota; Viridiplantae; Streptophyta; Magnoliopsida; Fagales; Fagaceae
Product: serine/threonine-protein kinase phg2-like
Exons: 5
Coding region: 362-1642 (426 amino acids)
Biological process (GO): regulation of flower development
Cellular component (GO): nucleus
Molecular function (GO): protein binding; DNA-binding transcription factor activity
Source: RefSeq, a predicted model, not a curated record
UUUCUGUAACGUCCUACAAGCUAUAGUUUCUCUUACAAUAACCAAAAAAGCAAAACUAUAAUACCCAAAAACCAAUACCAAAAACGACUCUCUUUUGUUGUUUUAUCUUUUCUCUCUGUCUCUUGUCUGUUCUAAACUCUCGUUUCUGUUAUUCUGUUUGUUUGUUGUCUUUGAUGGAGUUUCUGUUUAUUGGGUACGUUUUUCUUCGAGGUUUGGAGCUUAUUAGAAAAGGUGUGAAGACGGGACACAUGUUUACAUUUUUUCACUUGGUGUAUUAGAAGGUGGUAGGGUCAUAAUUUUUAAGGCUAAUUCGCCAGCAUCAUCAUCAUCAUCAUCAUCAUCAAUCAUCAUCGUCAUCAUCAUGCCUAAAGGUGGUGGUACCAUGUUGCAGGACGUGAUUGACUCACCGGAUCAGCUUCCCCUUGAUGAAAUUUCAAGCCCAAUCAGUGCUCAAAUUUUCGACAUUUGUGACCCAGAACUCUUCCCUGAUACCUUACCGAAUUCUGAGGUCACUUCUAGCUCAAACUGUUGCUAUGAAGAGAAUUCCUAUGCCACAAAUAUUCCGUUACCUCAAGAUAUAAACACUAAGUACAAUGGUUACCAAGAUAACAAUGGCAAUCCUAAUACAACCUCCAACCCUGCCCCCGCAACCACCAGCACCAGCACUACCACCACUGCCACCAACACUAACACCACCACCAACAAUAGUAGCAAUCUGUCAAUAAUAUUUGAUUCCCAGGAAGAAAUUGAUAAUGACAUCUCUGCUUCCAUAGACUUCACUCCUUCCCCUUCUUUUUCUGUCCCACCAUUUCUUGCCAACCAACAAGACCAAUUUGAUUUCUCUUCAGUGCAGCCUCAAAUUCCUUUAUCAGAGUCUAUUGUUGAGGGUCUCUCACAGUACCCUGCGGAGCCAGUUGCAUCUCUUAUGGGGGCUCCCUUAUCAUCUGUUUUUGAAGAGGAUUGUAUGUCUUCUGUGCCCUCUUAUGUGCCUUUGAAUCCUCCAUCUUCUUCUUGCUCUUUUCUCGGCCCUUCCUUGGGUACAUACAUGUCUGCUGGGGCCUUGAAUGCUGCUGCAUUAUCUGCCGACAAUUCUGGGAUUUUUGUUGGAAGCAUUCUUAUGGGUUCUGAACUGCAACCUCAAGAAUUGGAUUAUCAGGGAGAAACUGGAGGACUUUACUGUCCAGAUUCUAUGCAAAGGGUAUUCAACACUGGAGACCUUCAGGCACUUAGUACAGAGAGUCAGCAACUGAUGGGCAAGGCUGGGAGUUCUACUCCAUUAGCAUCAGAAAUUUCAAGUUUGGAAGACACAACUUUCAAAGUAGGAAAACUCUCUGUGGAACAAAGGAAAGAGAAGAUCCAUAGGUAUAUGAAGAAGAGGAAUGAGAGGAACUUCAGCAAGAAAAUAAAGUAUGCCUGCCGCAAAACACUAGCAGACAGCAGACCUCGAGUCAGAGGAAGAUUUGCAAAGAAUGAUGACUUUGGAGAGGCACAUAGGCCUGCUUGUAGCAAUCAUGAAGAGGAUGAUGAUGGUGAAGUAGUUGUGAAAGAAGAAGAGGAUAUGGUGGAUUCAUCAGAUAUCUUUGCUCAUAUUAGUGGAGUGAACUCCUUUAAAUGCAACUAUCCAAUUCAAUCCUGGAUAUGACUCGAUAGAUUUUGCAGCAUUAAACAUUAUUACAAUUUUGCAGGACCCUCUUUCAGCCUAGAUGUAUCUGUCUAGGUUUUUUCUUUUUGUUUUUUGUUUUCUUUAAAAAAAGAAAGAAAAAUAAUAAUUGGGUCAGUUAUAUAUAUAUAUAUAUUUAUAAAUAAUUGUCAGGAUUAUAUAUUAAAGUGAAUAACAAUGUAGCUCUGUAUAUACUACUACAUCACUUGUACCAACUUCAAGAUCCAAUAGUUGUACAAUGGCAAUCUUAAUUACUGGAAA